CACCUCGAGAGGAGUCGCAGCUCGGCAAGCCGAGGCUCACUGCGAGAGACGCAUCACGAGGCGCGUCCGCCGCCGCGUUUUUCAUUUUCCGUCGUCACCGAGUUUUCCGAAGGUGCACUCGCACCUGUCAAGAGGCCUACCGUGUCGCGCCGCUCGCGUAUCGCACGUGAAUAACGAAUUGUGAUUCAGUGAUACGGCCACGAGAAGAAAGAGCUUGGACGGUUUGGCAGGAGAAUUCCGAUCUCGUUCUGUUCUGAGAUCUCGGCUUGCCGCUCGGAACGCGACUCCGGAGCGGCGCCCGUCUCGAGAAAAGAAGAAACGUCUUGUCGACAGGGAGGAACGCUAUUUUUGCGCGUACAUCAACCUAGAGUACCCUGAAUCAUCGUCGAUGGCUUCGUUGUAAAAACUUCAAGACAGAGAUAAAAAAUAAACGGAAAAAUGCUUCAUGCUCGGUAUCGGCACGUGGCUUUCGCAGCUUUAAUUAUUAUUCUUACUAUUUUAACAGGAUCUGCUGAUCUUCAAUAUGGACAAAGAGAUCAUUACAGAGGACCACCACAGAGAGGACAGCACCCGAAGAGAGCACAUCCUUGCGAGCAGAGCUCGUGCUAUCCCGCGACUGGCGACCUGUUGAUCGGUCGUAAAAACAGAUUGAGCGCUUCGUCGACGUGCGGUCUCAAUGGCCCCGAAAGAUUUUGCAUCGUUUCGCAUCUGAAGGACAGAAAGAAGUGCUUCUUCUGCGACGCAUCGCAGGUCAAACAGCAGCAUAACAUCGAAAACAUUAUUAGCCAAAUAGGAUCGUGGUGGCAAGCCGAGAACGGAGUGGAAAAUGUCACGAUACGCUUCGAUCUCGAGGCGGAAUUCCACUUCACGCAUCUCAUCAUUCGCUUCCAAACUUUCCGGCCGGCUGCUAUGCUGAUCGAACGAUCGUAUGAUUUCGGAAAAACCUGGCAGAUAUAUCGAUACUUCGCUCACAACUGCGCGACCUACUUCCCCGGCAUUCCUGUCCAACAACCGCAAAAAUUAACCGAUGUCAUCUGCGAGGAAAGAUACUCGGCUGUGGCGCCGUCGUCUGGCGGUGACGUAAUCUUUAGGGUGCUGCCGCGAAAUUUGGAGAUCGACAAUCCCUACUCGAAGGAAGUGCAGACUCUCUUGAAGAUCACCAAUCUCAGGAUCAAUAUGAUGAGGCUCCACACUCUAGGCGACGAUUUACUCGACGAUCGGGCCGAGAUUCGCGAGAAGUACUAUUACGCCAUCCAACACAUGGUGAUCCGCGGCUCCUGCUCUUGCUACGGACACGCCUCCAAAUGUUUGCCGUUAUCCGGCGUCGUCGACGAGAAGAACAUGGUCCACGGCAGAUGCGAGUGCACUCACAACACCAAGGGUUUGAAUUGCGAGACGUGCGAUGACUUCUACAACGAUCUGCCGUGGAAACCUGCGGUCGGCAAGCAGACGAACGCUUGCCGGAAGUGCAAUUGCAACAAUCACACGGAAUCCUGUCACUUCGACGAAGCGGUUUAUGAGAGAUCGGGAAGAGUGUCAGGCGGCGUCUGCGACGACUGCCAGGACAACACGCGAGGGCAGAAUUGCGAGCAGUGCAAACCGUUCUACUAUCACGACAUGACAAAAGAUAUCUCCGAUAAAACAGCCUGUCAACCGUGCGACUGCGACCUGGAUGGAUCCUUGGACGACGGAAUAUGCGACUCGAGAACCGAUCUUAUCAGCGGCGACGAGUCUGGACGCUGUCAUUGCAAAGCAAACAUCGAGGGACGCCGUUGUGAUCGCUGUAAAAACGGUUUUUGGAACUUCGAUCCCGACAAUCCCGAGGGAUGUCAAGCCUGCACUUGCAAUACUCUGGGCACGAUCGACAAUCAGGGCUGCAACACGUUAACCGGCGAGUGUACGUGCAAACGCUACGUCACCGCGCGCGACUGCAAUCAAUGUUUGCCGGAGUAUUGGGGACUCUCCGAGGAUUCAGACGGAUGCAAGCCCUGCGACUGCGAUCCCGGCGGCUCGUACGAAAAUUCCUGCGACGUCGUUAAUGGUCAGUGCAGAUGCAGGCCGCACGUCAGCGGUAGAACUUGCAACCAGCCGGAGCAGAGCUAUUACACCGGCUCGUUAGAUUUUCUGAUUUACGAAGGCGAGCUGUCCAGAGCUACCGAUAACUGUCAAGUGGUGAUUAGAGAGCCUUAUCGCGACGGCAGGAACAGCACGUGGACCGGCACGGGUUUCAUGAAGGCUCUCGAGGGUUCGAUGCUGAACUUCACCAUUGACGACAUUCGCAGAACCAUGGAGUACGACGUGAUUGUACGGUACGAGCCGGUGCAUCCGGGAGUCUGGGAGGACGUGCAGAUUAUUCUCGAGAGAGACAGUCCGCCGGAUCCGAAUGGACCAUGUGCCGAUUGGAGACCCGAGUACGAUCGCUUGUGGGCUCAAUUGCCUUUACGUUCGAGGAGCGCCACAGCGCAGCCGGCUGUAUGUCUGGAAGCAGGAAAACGAUAUAAUUUACUGCUGCAAUUCCGCAAGUUCAACAGUCACUUGGAGACGCCUACAUCAGCUUCUAUCUUGGUCGACUCGAUUGUUCUGAAACCCAGGAUAGACGUGAUACCCUUCUUCAAUUUGCCGGGACCGGGUGAGCUGCGUCGCAUAGAAUACGAACGGAAUCGCUGUCAUGAAUAUUUCAACGAUGUUAACAGUGUGUGGAGCAACGUACCCGAAGUCUGCAGAAAGUAUCAAAAUAGCAUCGGCUAUUAUGUUUACGAUGGCGCUCAUUCUUGCGAGUGUAACCCGACGGGCUCUCGUAGUCUCCUGUGCGAGAACUACGGCGGAAUGUGUCCGUGCAAGUCGAACGUGGUUGGCAGACGUUGCGACCGUUGCGCGCCGGGAACGUACGGCUUCGGUCCGGAAGGAUGCGUCCCCUGCGACUGCGACGGCGUCGGUGCCCUCGACAAUUUCUGCGACGUCGAGACCGGUCGCUGCAAAUGCCGUCCCAACACCUACGGCAGAACUUGCGGCCAGUGCGAGCCCGGUUUCUGGAACUUCCCGCAUUGCCAGCGCUGCGAGUGCAACGGACACGCGGACAGUUGCGACUCGAAGACCGGCGCCUGUAUUAAUUGCCGAGACUUCACCACCGGACACAAUUGCGAUCGUUGCGUCGACGAUUUCUACGGCGAUCCGCGGAUAGGCGUGGAUAUAUCCUGCAGAGCGUGCCCUUGUCCGGGCACGCAUGAAUCCGGCCAUUCUUACGCCGACAGUUGUUCAUUAGACUCGGUGACCCAAGACGUGGUGUGCGAAUGUUUCGAAGGGUAUUCUGGGCCUCGGUGCGAGCAUUGCGCCGAAAAUUACUUCGGUCAUCCAGAGAUACCCGGCGGUAGCUGUCAGUUCUGCGACUGCAGCAACAACACGGACCUGCGCCGAGCCGGAAACUGCGAUCCGCACACCGGUCAUUGUCUCCAAUGUCUGUUCAACACUGCCGGUCCAAACUGCGAGAUAUGCAAAGCGGGAUUCUAUGGAGACGCACUGCAACAAGACUGUGGCGAUUGCGGAUGCAAUGUUCUGGGCACUGAUAAGGCCGCGGGACCGUGUAAUCAUCGUACUGGACAAUGCCCGUGUCUGCCGCACGUCAUAGGACAGCUCUGCGACUCCUGCGAGGAUUAUCACUGGAAAAUAGCUAGCGGAGAAGGCUGCGAUCCUUGCGAGUGCGACGUGGUUGGAAGCGUUUCAGAUAGGUGCAAUCCCUUUGAUGGCACUUGCGAGUGCAGGCAAGGAUUCGGCGGCAGACGGUGCAACGAGUGCCAGACGAAUUUCUGGGGCAAUCCGAACGUGGAGUGCUAUCCGUGCGAGUGCGACGUGAUCGGCUCCGCCAGCCAGCAGUGCGACCGAGAAACCGGGGUGUGCGUCUGUCACAAAGGCAUCGGCGGUGAGAAGUGCGACCAGUGCGACCGCGGUUACCACGGCGAAGCACCUCAGUGCAGCCCUUGCGGCGAGUGUUUCGAUAACUGGGAUCUGAUACUGGACGGUCUCAGAAAUAAGACGAACGCCGUGAUUCAGGAGGCCUCGAGGAUACAGAAGGUCGGCACGACCGGCGUGUACAGCCACGAAUUCGACGACAUGGAGGAAUCCUUGAACGAGGUUCGGGAUUUAAUCAACAACACCACCAUCAGCGCCCAAGAUCUGGACGUGUUGGACACUCUGGCCGACGAGUUGACGAAGAAUAUCUCCGAUUCGGCGAAGGAUUUGGAAGAAGCGAACAAUCUCUUGGAGAAUCUCAAUCAGCGAGUCAACCUCGGCGACGUCGCUUUAAAGAAGCUGAAGAACCGGACGAACAGUCUGCACGAGACCGCCGCCAAGCUGCGGGAAAACGCCACGAGAUUGCAGGAAGAAAAUGUGCAGGGCGCCCUGAACGUGACGCAACAGAUGGCUGAGCAGUCCAGACAGGCCGAGAAAAUGGCGAACGACACCAGCAACGUGCUGGACGACGCGGAGCGAUUCCGCAAGCACACCGAGAAUCUUCUAGUGAAAAAUCGCGACUCCAUGGACAAGGCGCAAAGGGAGAACAGGGAGUCAUUGACGAAGCUGAACGAGAAACUGAAGACAUUCAAUACGAUCAUGCCGGGAUUGAAUCUGCAGAUAUGCGGCGACAACGUGACGGAUUGCAGCAACGUUUGCGGCGGCGCGGGCUGCGGAUUCUGCGGAGGAUUGUCUUGCGAUGUCGGCGCUAUCACGAAGGCUGAGCAAGCUCUGGACGUCGCUAAACAGCAGGCUUCUACGAUCAAAAAACACAGGGAUUCGGCCGAGCAGCUGUUGCGCAAUAUAAGCAUAGUCAAGCAGGAUGCGACGGCGGCGAGAUCCAACGCUCAGGAUGCCUUCAACUACGCGUGGGACGCGCGCAACCGUUCUGACAAAAUCACCAAGGAACUCUCGGACAUAACUAAGCGAAUUUGGAGCAAUCUGGACGAGGAUCAGCCUACACCGGCCAUGCUGAGAGACCUCGCGUACGAGGUGCUCGGAAAGGACAUCCUUUUGCAGCCGCAAGAAAUCACGCAGCUGGCCGAUAACAUCAAGAAUAUGGUGGGCUCGCUCACCGAUUCCGAGAAGAUUCUCGCCGAUACGAAGGACGAUCUUGAAAGAGCUCGCAUACUUCUGAAAAACGCCUCAGACGCGAAGAACCUAGCCAUCGAGAAAGAAGCUGUAGCGAACAAGAUAAACGUGGCGCUAAACGACACGCGGACGGCUCAGUACAUGGCGCAGAGCGCGAUCGACAAAGCGGAAGCCGACGUGUCAAAGUCUCAGGAAGAUUUGCAAUACAUCGCUAACAUAACAAUGACGGCUCAGAUUCAGGCAAACAGCACCACGCAAUCGGUGGACAGUCUGGAAGCGCGUCUGAAGCAGCUUCAGCAACAAUCCGCGAAACAGAGCUUCGUCCUGACGGAAAUCGGCGCUCAGGCGCGAAAGGUCGCCGACGAGGCGCAGACGAUCGAUGGAAAGACGAAGAAACUGUCGGAGGAGUACAAGAGGGCGGACGAAUCGCUGAAUCAGCGGGUGCAUAAAAGCAAGGGCGACAUUCAGCGCGCGAAGAAACUACUACAACGCGCCUCCGAGCUGACCGCGGACACUUCGACCAAGUUCAAAGACCUAGAUGGCAUGGAAGGCGUUUACAAGGAGAACGAACGCGUGCUGGCGGACCUGAUGAACGACGUGGACGUGCUGACGAUGGAGAUGGAAAGACACCUGACGGAAAUCGAGCAGAAAUCGCAGUUGUACAGACAAUGUUCCGCUUAAAACUCACCGCGGUUAGUUGGAAGCCGUUAUUCCUUCCGAUCGAAUUUUAUCUGUGAAGAACGACACAUGUAUGAUACCAGCGGAUUUUCCUUUUGUUCGACACAAUUAGCUUCGCGAUGAAAAAUAUCUCACUCACUUUAGAGAUAAUAUCUUUUUUUUUUUUAUACUACAUGAAAAUUUCUCGUCUUUAUAAGAUCGGUGCUUUAUACUUGUGCAAUAGGCCGUAAAGUUUUACAUUGAUUUGUAGGAAAUGCAUUUAUAUGGUUUAACAUUCGCAAGUUAUUCUCGAUAGUAUUGCGAAAGGCAGAGAGAUUAUUAUUGGUGCCAUAAAUGUAAGCGGAGGGGCCAUUAGUAGUUGUAAAGAGAAUAAUCUGUACGUAUAUCUCGCUUCAAGCGCAACUGCCAGCAAGACGCUAUUAUUUUUUUUUUCCUAGCUUUUAGCUUCGCUCGAUUUUCUCCUCUUUCUUGCAAUUUUUAUAUUUUUACAGCAUAAUACUUUUUUACCUUUAUAGUAAGAAUACACGUUCUGUCUGCUGACAUAUAUGCAUAUUUUACAACAUUCAGUACUUAAACAAGAAAUAUUUGUAUUGGAGAAUUAAGUUUGUAUUUUAUAGAGUCUAUGGCAAACGGUACAGUAAAAAUAGAUCCCACGUAAUGUACAUAAGUAUAAAAUUAAGAUAUUAAUAUAAAUAUUCCGCA
Messenger RNA from Linepithema humile (Argentine ant), 6477 nucleotides. It is a transcript of the gene LanB1, whose product is annotated as laminin subunit beta-1. Gene Ontology annotation, biological process: animal organ morphogenesis; tissue development. Lineage: Eukaryota; Metazoa; Arthropoda; Insecta; Hymenoptera; Formicidae. The record is from RefSeq and is a predicted model, not a curated record.